CAAUCUGCCCUGAGUAGCUCCCUCCCAUCCUAUCUGAAGCUUCUGACUUCCCUGCUCAUCCAGGAGGCUCUUCACAUCAUCACCAUGGCUCCCAAGAAAGUUGAGUGCAAGAAGCCUGAACCCAAGAAGCCAGAACCCAAGAAGGAGGCUGCACCGGCCCCGACUGUCACCAAACCAGCUCCGCUGCCUGAACCUGAAGCCCCCAAAGAACCCCCAUUUGAUCCCAAGGCCGUCACGCUGGAGUACACCGCCGACCAGAUUGAAGAGUUCAAAGAGGCAUUUCAACUGUUCGACCGCACACCGAAAGGAGAAAUGAAGAUUACUUAUGCCCAGUGCGGGGACGUGAUGCGAGCUUUAGGCCAAAACCCAACCAACGCCGAUGUGCUGAAAGUCCUGGGAAAACCUAGACCGGAGGAAAUGAACUCCAAGUUGGUGGAUUUUGAGACCUUCCUGCCAAUGCUGCAGCAUAUCUCCCGCUCGAAGGAUAAGGGCAACUUUGAGGAUUUUGUGGAAGGACUGAGAGUUUUUGACAAGGAGGGCAAUGGCACCAUCAUGGGGGCCGAGCUACGUCACGUUCUGGCCACGCUGGGUGAGCGGAUGACAGAGGAUGAGGUGGAUCGACUGAUGGCUGGACAAGAGGACACCAACGGUUGCAUCAAUUACUCUUCAUUUGUCAAACAUAUUCUUUCGGGUUGAACUGGAUUGUUAGGAGCUAACUGAAUGGAUGGUGUGGAUUUUUAUUCCUUGAAAUAUGUUGUUUUACAGUAAUGUUUCAUUUUAAAUUUGAAUGGUGUUAAACCUCAAAUUGACAUUUUAACAUCCUCUUCAAAACUCUUUUCUAUACAUUAUGACUACUGUGCACGCCUGUGUUUUGUAGAUUUCGUCCAAUGGCAUAUUUGUUCAAUAAAAUCAGAUUAGCAUGGC
Messenger RNA from Carassius gibelio (silver crucian carp), 924 nucleotides. RefSeq names its product myosin light chain 4-like. The transcript has a single exon. The coding region runs from base 85 to 696 and encodes 203 amino acids. Gene Ontology annotation, cellular component: myosin II complex. The record is from RefSeq and is a predicted model, not a curated record. Lineage: Eukaryota; Metazoa; Chordata; Actinopteri; Cypriniformes; Cyprinidae. Gene Ontology annotation, molecular function: calcium ion binding.